Molecule: messenger RNA, 2484 nt
Organism: Nelumbo nucifera (sacred lotus)
Lineage: Eukaryota; Viridiplantae; Streptophyta; Magnoliopsida; Proteales; Nelumbonaceae
Gene: CYCB3;1
Product: cyclin b3;1
Source: RefSeq, a predicted model, not a curated record
AAAUUCGCAUACAGGCGGCCUGUUUCUACGACAACCCGUUGAGAGCUCAGAAAUCAGAAUCUCACAGGAACAUAGAAGUCGAGCAGGAAAUAACAUGGUCUCCUCCAAGGACAAAUUGAAUGCGAACCAACGUCGAGUUGCAGAUCAGCGCAUCGUCAAGAAUGUUGGUAUAAAAGAAUUUAAGGUCUAUUCAGAUACUGAGAAGAUUAAAGUUCGUGUCCGUGAAUCCGUUGCUGCUGAUGCCCCUAAUACUGGGAGAAAACCGAUAGUGCGAACAAGAAAGUCUAUACCAGUUAUGGAAGGAGGCAAGGGGGGCGAUUUGGGUGAUUUAAAGGGUAGUGCUGAAAAUGAAUCGAAAAGUAAACGCAUGCAACACAGUUCUGUUAAAGUAAAGGUUGGAAGAAAAAUCUUGGCUGAUAUCAGCAAUGUUAGGAAUUCCUUGACAAAGAAUGGAGAGAUUGAUGGCUCCAAACCACUCAAGAUUCAUGAUGGGAAAAAGAUUAAAGAAUCAAGGGUUUCAAUUGUCCGGAAAACUGCAAGUGCAAGCUCGUUGGCAAGAAAAUCAAUCAUGGGCAAAGCGAGAAGUCAAUGUCCUGAAAAUCAUCCCAUUUUGCAGAAAUAUGAUGCCAAAGAUUUUAAGGUUUACUCUGAUCAGAGAAAGAAAAAUAUCCAGAACCAUGAGUCUUUUAGUACUGAUGACGGGGCAACUGCUAGAAGGCCUCCAAUAUUGACUAGGAAAUCAUUACCAGUUAUAAAGAGGACCAACCAGAUCAAUUCAAAUUAUGUAAAGGGAAUUCAUGAAACUAAGGUUGGAAAAAAAGUAGUGCCCAAUGUAAGCAAUAGUAGGAGCUAUGUUCGGAGGAACCGAGCAAGUGAUGUUAUUGUAUCAAUGAAAAGUAUAAAUGAGAAAACAAGUUUAUUGGACAGGGUUCCUGUGGAGCAAAAUACUGCUAAUGUUUGUGCAAUGUCAAGGAAACUUGUUAGGCCAACUGGGAAUACUCUUACAGUUUUCAAGGCCCAAAUGACUUCAACAUCAAAGUGCACAUUGAGUUUGAAGAAACCUACAUCCGACUCUGCAAAUUUGUCAAGGAAUAAGGAAGAAAUAACAAAAAUUGCUGCUCCCAAGAAAGCCCAAUUAGUGGUUUCUCAUAAAUCUACCCCAGGAAAUCUUCCAUCAAGCAGAAGUAGCUUAUCAAAUAUGACCACAACAUGCAUCAUUUCAAGGUCCAGAUCAAGUCGUCGGAAAUCUUUCACAUCUAUGGUGCUUGGAAAAUGUGUUGAGGUCAAUAAGCAUCUAGAGCUACCGAAUAUUGACGAUAACACUAAUCCCCUUGAAGUAGCUGAAUAUGUGGAUGACAUUUAUCACUAUUAUUGGGUUAUGGAGGCACAAUAUCCUUCCCUGGUAAACUACAUGGAGAAACAGACAGAGAUUACUCCGAGAAUGAGGGGCAUACUGAUCAACUGGCUAAUUGAGGUGCACUACAAAUUUGGACUGAUGCAAGAAACGUUGUUUCUCAUGGUGGCAUUGUUGGACAGAUUCCUUUCUGUGUAUAUAAUUAAAAAGAAGGAAAUGCAGUUGGUUAGCCUAACUUCACUGUUGCUAGCAUCAAAAUAUGAGGACUUUUGGCAUCCAAAGGUCAAGGAUUUGAUUAGCAUCUCAGCUGAUUCAUACACAAGAAAUGAAAUGCUUGCAAUGGAGAGUCUUAUUCUCAAGAAGUUGAUGUUCCGUCUGAAUGUGCCAACUCCAUAUGUGUUCAUGUUAAGGUUUCUCAAGGCUGCUCAGUCUGAAAUGAAGCUUGAGCAUCUCGCUUUCUACCUUAUUGAGCUGUCCCUAGUUGAAUAUGAAGCUUUAAAAUUCAAACCAUCCUUGCUAUGUGCAUCGGCUAUAUAUGUCGCACGAUGUACACUGCAAAUAGCUCCUGCUUGGACUACACUACUUAGCAGACAUACACACUAUGAAGAAUCAGAACUCAGAGAAUGCGCAGAUAUGAUUUUGAAAUUCCAGAAGGCUGCUGCAAGGGGACCAUUGAAAGUAACAUAUGAAAAAUACUUGCAUCCUGAUCAAAGUUGUGUUGCAGCAAUAGAAGCAAUUGACAGGCUUCCUCAGUGACAUCAAUUUUACUGCUAAUUUUUGUCCUCUGUAAAUAUGUACAUCAUAGUUUUUUUCACCACCAAAGAAAGCUUGACAUGCCAACUUUUCAUCUCCCGCUUGAAUUCAGUGUGCAUGAAAGCUUGACAGUUAUUGGUAGGAGCUGUGUGGAAAGAGAUAUCCACAUUAAAUUAUUUCUAAGUGACGAUCCCGUCAUCCUGGAGUAUAUCAGCAAUUGUAAUGACAGAUUGCGUGCAUAGAGUUCAGAAUUUGCAUGUCUCAAAUGUUACUUUAUGGAUGAUGAUAUUUCAAGAAUCCAUGAAUACUGUUACUGCUGAUAAUUUUGCUGUCAUUUGUAUAUUUUUGGAUAUGAAACAAGUGAGUUUUUUUGUCAA